AUGGGCAUUGAUUUGGUUAAAAGAGGUAGAAUUCAAUUGAGAAACAAGAAAGAUUCUAGAAGCUUGAACCUUUACCACCACCUUCUCGUCAGACUUUUCAGAUUCCUCUCAAGAAGAACUGAUUCCGCAUUCGCUAAGACCGUCCUUAGAAGAUUGCUAUCCUCAAGAGUCAACAGACCUCCUGUUUCACUUAGUCGUCUCGUAAGACACCUCGGCCAGAAACAAGAGAGAAUCGCUGUAGUUAUUGGAACAGUGACUGAUGAUCAGAGACUUCUUGAAGUUCCCAAGUUGACAGUUGCCGCACUCAAGGUUACUGAGACCGCUAGAGCUAGAAUCCUCAAAGCAGGUGGAAAAGUGCUCACUCUCGAUUAGCUCGUUCUUCUCGCACCAACAGGCACAAACACUUUACUCCUUAGAGGACCAAAGGACAGAGAAGCCAAGAAGCAUUUCGGACCCGCUCCAGGUCUCCCAGGCUCCCACACCAAGCCAUACGUUAGAGCUAAGGGCAGAAAGUUCGAGAAGGCCAGAAGCGUUUGA
Molecule: messenger RNA, 537 nt
Organism: Stylonychia lemnae
Lineage: Eukaryota; Ciliophora; Spirotrichea; Sporadotrichida; Oxytrichidae
Source: the annotation of a GenBank genome assembly